Messenger RNA from Westerdykella ornata, 2437 nucleotides. RefSeq lists its product as uncharacterized. Lineage: Eukaryota; Fungi; Ascomycota; Dothideomycetes; Pleosporales; Sporormiaceae. Bases 203 to 2353 code for a protein of 716 amino acids. The record is from RefSeq and is a predicted model, not a curated record. The transcript has 4 exons.
CUUCGGGCGCCAUCAGUCGCUCUUUUGACCUUUGUGUAUAGCGCUUCUCGUCGUUCUUUUGAAGUCCAGUUUUUACAUUAUUGCUUUGAUACUCUUGUCUUUAUCGUGUACUUAUUGCUAUCCUUAAUGGUCGGGUCAAUAUUGUUGGAACGCCGCGACGUUUUCACAUAUUCCAGUUCAUGAACCGAGUCGACAUCUCAGCAUGUCGUCCGGCGCUGAACAAAGGACAACUGCUUCAAAACCCAGAACCGUCUCGCCCUUCGAAAACGCACCCAUCCUACCGCCCCCUUCCUCGCGCACCACCUCGCCACGCCGCCGGCCUCUCCACGAACGAUCCAAUUCACGGAGCAACCAGAUUCCUGCCCCAACCAUCCGCGUUGUCGAAGACGCUGAGGAGCCCAGCAGCGAUAUCUACUCAAAAUCUCCAUUUCCCAGCCGGCCCUCUCAGAUACUCCCACCGCGCAAGAGACCAGGGUAUGCGUUCGAGGGCAGGGGGGCUCGUGUCUCAGAUUCGACUUUUGUCGCCCAUGCGGUCGCAAAGAUUGAAGCAAACAAUGCACUGGUUCCCAAGCCCUUGCAGCCCAAGAAGGGACCCAGACAAUCCACCUCGACUAACAAUUCAGAUACGGACACUGUCGUCGGGGUCCCUUUCUCUCCCUCCUUCUCGCCGUCGUCCAGUCGCUUCUCGCAGGUCAGCACCGCUCCGUCAUCCGUCUUCCCGGAGGAGACUGGAUUGGAAAUCCUUCAAGAGGAAGCAUCUCCGCCUCGCCAGUCGACUAUCCGCGCGGUACCUCCCUCGACUUCUUCUAGUGACGAACCCUCUGAUGGCCACGCGCUAACCCCGAGGGCGUCUGCCAUAUCGUUUGCGUCGACCGCAUCGUCCGACUCCCUUCCGCAUCCUGAGGAUCAUCGUGAGCCAGACUCCUUCGAUAAGGCGUCACCCGCAUCGCAAGAUCGAGAAGAUACUCCGUCGUCAGGAUCCGACACCUCGAAGCAGGCUUCAUCAUCUCCGAACGUAGAGGUCCACCGGCCCGUACCCAGAGCGUCAUCCGAGUCGAUCCAAUUCUCAGAUUCUUCCUAUACGAGCGAACGUCCCCGAUCGUCUUCGCAACCGGCCCCGUCCAUUCAUGCCGCACGUCACGUCAUCCUCGAUAACGGAGUUCGGCUUUCCUACCCCGUCGUUCGGCCGCCUUCGGUCAGUGGCUUAUGGGCUGAAUCCCGUCCGCUACCGAAGAAUCCAUCCCGAAUGAACCCUCGCACCUCGGUGAUCAACCAGUGGAGCUCGCAGCUUUCGACAAUCCCUUCAGAGUCCGAGCGAGCUUCUCGGUCGAUAGAGCGGCAGUCGCAGUCUAUAGACGAACGGUCACAUUCCACGGGCGGUUUCGCACAGGAUGGGCGUAGCAACGUUCCGCGACGGCGGCAGACCAUCAGCAGCAUCUCGUCGUCUGACAAUGACAACGGCUCCUCGCACAAUUCAAACAAGACCGAGUCCUCGGCGGUUGUUCCCUUGCCGCUAUUUUCCCCCAUAACCAAACAACCCUCUGAAGAGAGAACGUCAGAUGAGCUCCAAGAUACUAUAGCGCCGUUGCAAUCGCCGCCCCUCAGGACGAAGAGAUCUUUCCUGAAGAGACGGGACAGUGACUCUCGCUCAAGUUCAUCCCGGCCGAGCUCUGCUCAGUCAGACUUCUCCACCUUCAUUGCCAACAAUAUCCCCGCGUGGGCAAGGGUGUACUAUCAGCGUGGGGAAAACAUCCCCGCUUCCUACACCGAAUCCACCGAUAGUUUGCGCCUCCCAACCUCCAAUAGCGGCCGGACAAACACCCCUUCAGAGACGCACUUUCCGAUGAACAUCUAUCGGCCGCGCAACCGUCCGCACCAGCGCAUCUCUCAACCCGACUCGAUAUCGAUUUCGGAAGCCCCUGAGGAGCAACAGCGCUAUGCCGUUGGGCCUCCGCGGCGACCAAUGUCUGAAAUCUUUACUCCACGGCUUCAGAAGGAUCGGAGAAGCACUGCACGUUUAAGCGCAUGGAAAGCACCCUCGCUUGAUGAGUCUCUGGGAACAUUGUUCUUCAGCCGUCAAAAUAGGCAGAUACUCCUCUUUUGCUUGGGGUUUCUCUUCCCCUUUGCAUGGAUGAUAGCGGCCUUCCUCCCCCUACCCCCUGAUCCCUUAUCCACUGUCGAGGCCACACCCAGCCAGCUGGAGCUUGAGCGCCAGCUCACCAAGCUUGUAGAGGAUCGAUCAUAUCAAAAGGCCAUGUGGUGGCGUAAUCUCAACCGCAUAAUGGCUGCAGUCGGGACACUCCUCAUAGGAGUGAUUAUCGCUCUAGCCAUUCUUGCAUCGAGGAUGUCCUAGCUCGGGACAUACCUUCCAUCUAUAUUAUCGCAGCCACAAUGAUAUCCUGUCUACUACAUCAAACAUUUUUCUCGACCUGACGCC